UUCCGUGGCUCGCCCAACCCACCACAUGGCCAGAGGCUCUCCCAGUCCUGUGGUGGCUGCGGUGCUUUGCUGUGCUGGCUAGAGAUACCUUCUGUGCGAUGUCCUGGGGUGUGGAUGGCUAAUGGUGGUCCACAUAGAAGAUCUGGUCUUCCCUUCUGCUGCUUGCGGAUGGCUUAGCCCUGCCUGUAGCAGACCUUAGGCAUGACCUUCCACCUCUCCUUGCUGGCUCCUGGGGCCUGAUGCAGUAUCAUGUGAGAUAGAUAAGGGUCUUGGCUGGUGUUUCCCCAGCCUGCUGGGGGUCCCUGGGGAGCCCUUGUGUGGCCUGGGGGUGCUUCCCAGCAGGUGCCCAGCUGUGGCUUUGCUCCCACCACCUCGUUCCCCAGAGCAUCUUCAGUGCCACAUCCCAGCUGUGGCUGGUGGAGCUUUCCAGCUUCCCAGCCUGAUUCCCACCUGGCCUCUCCCUAAGAGCCCAGGCAAAUGUGUCACCAGUGCCAGUUUGGCAUUGGCACUGAUCUGGCCAAGCUGUCCCUGGGCCAUGGGUGUCCUUCCCAGCAACAGCUCUUGCUGAUGGAUGGCUUUUGCAGCUCGCCAGCUCCAUGUUCCCGGUUCACCGUGUUCCCUCUGAAGGUGAUUAUUAACCCGGUUAUCACCGCAGCUCUUCACAACUUCCUCUUCUCAGCAGACAUCCAUCCAUCCCCGAUUAGCCCUGAUGUAUGGGCUGCACCCUUUUGCAGGCGAUGUCCUGGCUGCUGCCUCCUGCUCAUCCCUGCCCACAGGACACUCAAAUCCUUGACCAUGAGAGUCCAGCUGCUCCUUUUGAAGAAAGGAUCUCCCCUCAGUGGAGACAGUGGCUGCUGGAAGAUGCCGUCCAGCCCCGGGGAUGCGGCUGUGACUCGGGCUUUGGGCAGGCGACAGCACGGCACCUGGAUGCCCUGGGCUUUCAAGUGUUUGCCAGUGUACUGGACCCGCAGGGUCCCGGUGCCCAGGAGCUCCGCAAGAGCUGCUCGCCGAGGCUGACGCUGCUGCAGAUGGACCUGACCAAGCCAGAAGACAUCCAGCGUGUCCUGCAACACAUCCAGGCCAACACCAACAGCACAGGGCUCUGGGGCCUGGUGAACAAUGCUGGCUUCAACGACACCAUUGCCGAUGCCGAGCUCUCGCCGCUGGGCAGGUUUCGCACCUGCAUGGAGGUGAACUUCUUCGGCUCGCUGGAGCUCACCAAGGGACUGCUGCCCCUGCUGCGCUCCACCGGUGGCCGCAUCGUCACCGUGAGCAGCCCUGCAGGUGACCUGCCCUUCCCCUGCCUGGCAGCCUACGGGGCCUCCAAGGCAGCCCUCAGCCUGCUCAUGGACACCUUCCGGAGUGAGCUCCAGCCUUGGGGUGUCAAAGUCAGCCUCAUCCUGCCUGGAUACUACAAAACAGAAGCAGCGGCUGGUGGCCAGCCUGCCCCGGGAGCUGCUGCAGGCCUACGGCGAGGACUACGUCGAGGAGAUCAACCGCCAGUUCAUCCAGUUCAUGAAGGUGGCAGUGGAGGACCUCAGCGCAGUGGUGAACAGCAUCACGGACGGGCUCCUGGCUGCCAACCCAGCUGUGCGCUACUACCCAGGGCAGGGCCUUGGGCUCAUGUAUUUCAUACACCGCUACCUGCCCUAUUUUGUCCAAGACUUGUUCCUGAAAGGAUUCUUCAUCAAUCCCAAGCUGCCCCGAGCGCUGAGGCGAGAGCACCACAACGACGUGAAGAAGGCCUGACCUCGGCCCGCAUGCGGUCGCGGGGCAGGAGCGAGCCUUCUCCUGGGAUUUCCAGGCACACCAGCCCCCGGGCGCGUGCGCAGAUGCUGGCAUCACCCUCCUGCGCUGCAGGGGAACAAUCAGCACUAGACGUUAAAAACCAAAUUGCUUUCCAAAAUCAGACAUCUAUUUUCUAUUGUGCGAGAAUCACCAUUUUCUAGAGACCUUGGUUUUGUAUGUUUUCUAACCGCGCAUCCUCCAAGGGGGCCGCCCUUGCCUGACUCAGCAGCUCUGCACCAUGGGCUGGGAUGUACCUCGGCCAUUUCUCAGCUGCCCGACAUCCUCCUCACUGCUGUUGGAGCUGUGUUUGGCUCCAUCACCUCUUGGCUGGGUCAGACCUGGGACCCUGUGGCCACUGCCAUUCCAGCCCCUGCCUCCCUGCUGUUUAUGACACUCCACGUGCUUCUGGCAAGCGCAGGAGCAAAGCCCAGGCUGCCAGUGCCGCUGAGCUCUUCACGAGAUGAACUACGUGAUUGUCACUUUUUAAAUAAAUCUGUUCUUGACAUGC
Messenger RNA from Falco peregrinus (peregrine falcon), 2296 nucleotides. It is a transcript of the gene HSD11B2, whose product is annotated as hydroxysteroid 11-beta dehydrogenase 2. The transcript has 5 exons. Bases 714 to 1949 code for a protein of 411 amino acids. The record is from RefSeq and is a predicted model, not a curated record. NCBI's taxonomy places the organism in Eukaryota, Metazoa, Chordata, Aves, Falconiformes, Falconidae. Gene Ontology annotation, molecular function: oxidoreductase activity.